GUGAUGGCAGAUGCUAGUGGCAGCUCAAUGGCUGACACGCUUCCAUUAAAAGAGGAGACUCCUGACAACCCCCUCCAGGUGUCCGGUAAUGACGACGUUAAGACUGAAGUCAAAGCCGCAGACGAGAGCGAGGCCACCUCGGACCCGAGUGUGUACCGCUACAUCAAAGAGGAGCUCUUCACAUCGGAGAUCUACAAAGUGGAGAUCAGGAAUCUCCCCAAGUUCGUCGGCUUCAACGACCUGAAGAAGUUCCUGGCCAAACACGGCCUCAACCCACACAAGAUCAAGCUCUUUGGCAAGCAGACGUUCGCCUUCGUCACCUUCAGGAACGAGGAGGAGCGCGACAAGGCCAUGAAGAUGGUGCACGGCAUGCAGUGGAAGGGUCAGGUGCUGAGUGUCAGGCUGGCCAAACCCAAAGCAGAUCCCAUCGUGAGGAAGAGGAGGCAGGAGGAGGAGGAGAAGAGUGUGGGCGGGCAGCCGCCGUCCAAGCGGGCGGGGGGGGAUCAGGAGGAGGAGCCACUCAGCGUCCAGAUCGCCAAUGUGGUGACUCCACUGUGGAACGUGCCGUACGAGGAGCAGCUGAGGAGGAAGGAGCAGGAGGUGGUGGGGGUUCUGCAGAGGCUGGCCAAAGAGAUUGGAAACACCAACAAAGCCAUGCUGCCGUGGCUGUUUGCACAGAAAGGCAAAUACAACAAGAUGUGCUGUCCUUUGGAAACAAUUCAACCGUCUCCUACACAGACCGAGUACAGAAACAAGUGCGAGUUCCUCAUCUCGGUGGGAGCAGACGGCGAGGACAAGACCAUCGGUUUCCGCCUGGGGAAAUACAAAGGCGGCUCGUGUGCCGUGGUGGGGCCGUCCGACACGCGCCACGUCUCCGCCGAGGCCAAGAGAGUGGUCCGCGAGUUUCAGACGUUCAUCAGGACAACACCGUACUCUGUGUACAGCCCUGAGACGUAUGAAGGACACUGGAAACAGCUGACUGUACGCACCACGAGGACCAAACAAGCCAUGGCUGUCGUGUUCUUCAACCCACAGAAACUUGAAGAAGAGGAACUCGGUGCUCUGAAGAACUCCAUGAGGGACUACUUUACAGAAGGAGAGGGGAAAGACAGCGGCGUGACCUCUCUAUACUUUGUUAGAGAGGGUCAAAGGACGUCGCCGAACCCGGAGGACAUGCCCUGUGAGCUGGUCGCUGGGGAGAGCUGCAUCCACGAGGAACUGCUGGGUCUCAGGUUCAGGAUUUCACCUCACUCCUUCUUCCAGGUGAACACAGCAGCUGCUGAGGUCCUUUACUCCGCAGUGGGAGAAUGGGCUCAGCUGGACCAGGACAGCACAGUGCUGGACGUUUGCUGUGGGACGGGAACCAUCGGCAUCUCUCUGGCCAAGAGAGUGAAGAAAGUGAUUGGGAUCGAGCUGUGCCAGGAAGCAGUGGAAGAUGCCAAAGUGAACGCAAAGCUCAACGGUCUAAGUAACAUCGAGUUCCACUGUGGAAAAGCCGAGGACGUGUUUCCCAACAUCCUCAGCGCUCUCGUGUCGCCUCACAUCACAGCCAUUGUGGAUCCGCCGCGGGCCGGCCUACAUUCCAAGGUGAUACUUUCCAUCAGGAGAGCAGAGCACCUGAAGAGGCUGGUUUAUGUGGCGUGUAAUGCAAAGGCAGCCAUGAACAACUUCAUCGAUCUGUGCAGAGCACCGUCCAACAGAGUCCACGGAGCCCCAUUCCGACCAGUGCGAUCCAUGGCCGUGGAUCUGUUCCCUCAGACGAUGCACGUUGAGAUGCUCCUGCUGCUGGAGAGAGUGGACUACGACUCCCAGAAGCAGCAGCAGCCGCCCAGCAAUAAUCAGGAAGAGACGGCUUCUUUGCCUUAGAAACAGACAUUUAAAACCACCUUAACACUCUCUUCUAUCAUGUGUUUAACUAUAAGGCUAAGUGUCGUCCUGUAAAAUGAGUUAAUCAGUGCUUCAAUACACUUACUUACUAAUUUGAGCUACAUGGACUGUGUUCCACUUUCAGUGAAAUGUCUUAAGCCCGUCUUUCCUUUGUUAUUCAAGACAAUACAGCACUAGCGGGUUCUAUUGAAUAAAGCAGCUUUACCUUCAUUAAGUUUGUUUUCAUCCUUCUUUGAAUGAAUAAUAAAAUAAAAAAUCCCUUUGA
This is a messenger RNA of Solea solea (common sole), 2152 nucleotides long. It is a transcript of the gene trmt2a, whose product is annotated as tRNA methyltransferase 2 homolog A. The coding region runs from base 4 to 1866 and encodes 620 amino acids. Lineage: Eukaryota; Metazoa; Chordata; Actinopteri; Pleuronectiformes; Soleidae. Gene Ontology annotation, molecular function: RNA binding; RNA methyltransferase activity. Gene Ontology annotation, biological process: RNA processing. The transcript is spliced from 11 exons. The record is from RefSeq and is a predicted model, not a curated record.